Molecule: messenger RNA, 1182 nt
Organism: Melampsora larici-populina 98AG31
Lineage: Eukaryota; Fungi; Basidiomycota; Pucciniomycetes; Pucciniales; Melampsoraceae
Exons: 8
Coding region: 1-1182 (393 amino acids)
Biological process (GO): transmembrane transport
Molecular function (GO): transmembrane transporter activity
Source: RefSeq, a predicted model, not a curated record
AUGUUGGGUGCAUUCUUUUUUGCGCCAGCAUCAGAAGUAUAUGGUAGGGCACCUAUGAUAAGGCUGGGAUGUGGAUUGUUUUUAGUUUUCAAUUUUGCUUGUGGAUUUGCGCGAACCCAUUGUCAAUUGGCUUCCAUGAGACUUUUCUGUGGGAUCUUCGCAGGUGCUCCUACAGGACUCAGUCAAGUGGUUCUGGCGGAAAUCUGGGGAAAGAAAAGAGGACGGCCAUUAAGUUUAUGCUCACUGGCUCCUACCAUUGGACCUUGUAUCGGUACUAUGAUUGGCUGCUUAACUCUUGAGAUACUCUCUUGGAAAAGGUUCUUCUGGUUGACGAGCGCCGUCGGUUGUGCUUCGAUGUUUGUGAUGUCGAUGUUUAUGCCCGAGACUUAUCCUCUAGAAAACCUCAAAGAGGUAAAUUCUUUGCAGCCUGAGGAAGGUGUGUUAGAGAUAAUGAGUAACGUGCUACAAGCUCUCGAGGAACGACCACCUUCAAUCUCGCCUUCAAGGCUCGAAGAACAACCGCUUUCCAUCGCCCCUUCCCAAGGACCUAGUCUUUUGGAUCCAUGCGCAUUACAAGACGCUUUGCGUGCACUUAUUCGACCAAUACACAUUGCGUGGAAGGAGCCUAUGGCUAUAGUUAUAGGUCUUCAACUAUCUAUGAAGAUGAGCGGUUUACAUUGCCUUUCUAUAAUAUUUGGAGCCUGUCUAGCAAGUAAGAUGAACACACGCUGCCUAUCAACUAUGUGUGAUAGGUUGCAUAUCAAAAACCCUCAUCCGGAUGAUAGACUGGAAUAUAAGUUACGAUGUAUGAUUCCAGGGACUUUUGUCCUAGCGAUAGGAAGUGUAACCUUUGCUCUAGCCAGGCAGUAUCAUGCUUGCUCGGCGGUCUUUGACGUUGCCCUCUUCUUCAUUGGUGCGGCAAUGACAUUGGCCGGCCGAAAGGCUACAACGUAUGUUAUUGAUAAACACAAAGAACAAGCAGCAUCUGCUUUGGUUGUUUCAAGUUCUUUCAGAAGACUAGCAAGCUUCGUGAUCCCAAUUGCGGUCCAUUUAACAAAACCAAUGCAACACUCUACUAAGCUUGAAAAAUUCAUUCCUGUCAUUUUGCUCGUUUUUAUCCUUCCCACACCUUGGAUCCUUUUCAAGUACAAAGCCAAAGCUUGUCAAAGAGCUCAUCAAUAA